Messenger RNA from Penaeus monodon (black tiger shrimp), 747 nucleotides. Its product is annotated as piggyBac transposable element-derived protein 4-like. Lineage: Eukaryota; Metazoa; Arthropoda; Malacostraca; Decapoda; Penaeidae. The transcript has 2 exons. Bases 1 to 747 code for a protein of 248 amino acids. The record is from RefSeq and is a predicted model, not a curated record.
AUGACUCCGACUGAUACUAAUCCCCCUAUUCGGUGUUUGCUGUCAGCUCCAUCCAUUUCGAAUCCUCCACCCAGAAAAGGGGUGCCUUGGUUCCCUGCAGUCAACCGGGGGGAAGUUAGUGCUUGCCACAAGAACAACAUGAUGUGCUUCAAAUGGUCUGCCAAACGAAUGGUCCAUAUGUUAACAUCAAUCCACGAGAACAAUAUUAUUCAAACUGAAAAAAGAGAUUACAUUACAGGAGAGCCAAUAAGGAAGCCAGAAGCUGUGGUUGACUAUACCCAAAAAAUGCGUAUCAUUGACAAAGCUGAUAUGCUUUUGAGUUGUGUAGAAAGCCUCAGAAAAUCAAUCAAAUGGUAUAAAAAAAACUUUUUUUUUCGUAUUGUGGACAUGGCAAGACUAAACCCAUAUUACAUGUACUUGGUCAAAACAGGUAUUAUGCCCUCCUUUCUUGAAUUUAGCCACACCAUGAUCCAUCAGAUGCUUGCCAGAUAUCGAGAGCAGCAAGUGCCAAGACCUCAUUCAUUUCGUACAGGAACCAAACCAUUGCGCCUUACUGAACGCCACUUCCCAAGUUUUGUUGAGGCAACUCCCACAAACCCGAGACCACGGAGGAGAUGUCACGUGUGUGCAAACGCACAACUGCGACAGAGGAAGCGUCAGAUGACCCACUGGCAAUGCGCUGACUGUGGGAUUGCACUUUGUCUGCCUGAGUGUUUCCGCGUAUACCAUACACGUGUGAAGUACUGA